Messenger RNA from Trichechus manatus latirostris (Florida manatee), 1625 nucleotides. RefSeq names its product phosducin like 3 (gene PDCL3). Gene Ontology annotation, cellular component: cytoplasm. The record is from RefSeq and is a predicted model, not a curated record. Gene Ontology annotation, molecular function: protein folding chaperone; vascular endothelial growth factor receptor 2 binding. Gene Ontology annotation, biological process: protein folding; positive regulation of gene expression; angiogenesis. The transcript is spliced from 6 exons. The coding region runs from base 114 to 836 and encodes 240 amino acids. NCBI's taxonomy places the organism in Eukaryota, Metazoa, Chordata, Mammalia, Sirenia, Trichechidae.
AGUGGGCGGGGCUAAAGCCAGGAUGGAGACGAGGCGGUGGCUAGGCGCGUGCGCAGAAACGAGCUGAGGCCGGGGGUGCAGCGGCCGGCCUGGCUUGAGCGAUUGGGAACGAGAUGCAGGACCCCAAUGCAGACACCGAGUGGAAUGACAUCUUACGCAAAAAGGGCAUCUUGCCCUCAAAGGAGAGUUCGGGAGAAUUGGAAAAGGAAGCAGAAGAGGAGGAGCGGCGAGCCCUUCAGGAGGCAGUUGUGAAAACGUAUGAAGCUAUGACUUUGGAAGAGCUGGAAGAUAAGGAAGAUGAAUUUAACGAGGAGGAUGAACGUGCUAUUGAAAUGUACAGGCAGCAAAGGCUGGCCGAGUGGAAAGCAGCUAAACUGAAGAAUCAAUUUGGAGAAGUUUUGGAGAUCUCAGGAAAGGAUUAUGUUCAAGAAGUUACCAAAGCUGGUGAGGGCUUGUGGGUAAUCUUGCACCUUUACAGACAAGGGAUUCCCCUCUGUGCCCUGAUAAAUCAACACUUCAGUGGACUUGCAAGGAAGUUUCCUGAUGUUAAAUUUAUCAAAGCCAUUUCAACAACCUGCAUACCCAAUUAUCCUGAUAGGAAUCUGCCCACGAUAUUUGUUUACCUUGAAGGAGAUAUCAAAGCUCAGUUUAUUGGUCCUCUAGUGUUCGGUGGCAUGAACCUGACAAGAGAAGAGUUGGAGUGGAAAUUGUCUGAAUCUGGAGCAAUCAAGACAGACCUGGAGGAGAACCCCAAGAAACCAGUAGAAGACACGUUACUGUCGUCGGUGCGGUGCUCCGUCCCCAUGAGGAGAGGCAGUGAUUCCGAGGGUGACUGAGGCGCCAGCAGUGACAACCCACCGAACGUUCUUGAUGUGACACAUCACCUGGAUUUUUUAAAAAAAGAAAAUGCAGAACUUAAUCCUUUAGUUUUUAGCCUUUUAUAUAAAAUUAUGUUGAAAAUCUUAUACAUCUCAGAAAUAAUCAUUGCUGGGAACCUUUUUAAAUUUUUUUGCAUCUCUUUAAAUUAAUGACACUUCCUUAAUAAAAAUAAAAACCAGAUAUUGGUGUAAGAGACGUUUUCCUCACUUACAUUUUAAAUAAGCCAUGAAGGUCUAUUCACCGCCUGCUGACAUAUACUGUAUAAAAAGGAAUAUGGAGUUUUUAAAUGUGAAUAAAUUAUACAAUAGAAAAAGUUAUGAAUUAAGCUUUAUAGUUACAUUAUUGUUUUUCUUUAUUCUUUUAUAAAGGUAGGAGCAGUAUUAUUAACUCCAAUAAAAGUAUAAGAAUGACCUGUAGGAAAAACAAUCUUAGUAUUUAUUCCAUUUAGAAGAAAGGCAAUAAUUUUUAUGAAGCAUAUGAUUUUAUCAAAGCAAUAACUGAAAGAUUCCAAUUUACUGCCAUCUUUCUUUAAGUUUUAUUUGUUUUCUAGUUAAAGUAAUACUGCCUCAAACUUAAAAUGUCAGCUAAUCUUGAUUAUCGUAAAAGGCCACAUGAAAUUCUUUUUGGAAAUAAGAUGUUAGUUAUCUAGUGCUGCUAUAAUAGAAAUACCACCAGUGGAUGGCUUUAACAAAUAGCAAUUUAUUCUCUCACAGUUGAGGAGGCUAGAAGUCUGAAUUCAGGUUGCA